Lepisosteus oculatus (spotted gar) is the source of this 2169-nucleotide messenger RNA. It is a transcript of the gene wdr12, whose product is annotated as WD repeat domain 12. The record is from RefSeq and is a predicted model, not a curated record. Gene Ontology annotation, biological process: maturation of 5.8S rRNA from tricistronic rRNA transcript (SSU-rRNA, 5.8S rRNA, LSU-rRNA); maturation of LSU-rRNA from tricistronic rRNA transcript (SSU-rRNA, 5.8S rRNA, LSU-rRNA); ribosome biogenesis. NCBI's taxonomy places the organism in Eukaryota, Metazoa, Chordata, Actinopteri, Semionotiformes, Lepisosteidae. Gene Ontology annotation, molecular function: protein binding. Gene Ontology annotation, cellular component: PeBoW complex; preribosome, large subunit precursor.
UAUAGCAGUAGUGGGAAUAUUUUGUCCAUGAGCUUUAUGUUGGGUUUUUUUUGUGUGUUUUGAGCUCUGUAUAUGUUGUUUCAUACGGAAAACAAAACAAAAAAAAACAUUUCACUUGUAAAGUUCUUAAAGAAUUGCAAUCACAGAGUUUAAUUUGUACAAACUAGCCGCAUUGCAAGAUUUGAAUGGUAGAUCUCCGCAUUGACCUUAGUUUCAAAUUUAAAGGUAGAAAUAUAAUUCGUUUUAACUUGUCCUUUAUGUUAACAAAACUGAGAGUGGAAACGGAUUUUCUUUUCCCUUCUUUGCCUGUCAGUGGAGUUUCGUGACACUCCAAAACAACUAAUUCACGAUAGACGUCUUACAUAUCGCUAGGCAGUGCUAAUCAACAGUGGUCUGAAAGCGAUUUUUCUGCGAUUGAUUUGAAGUACUAAGAUCACAGCGCACGCUGCAUAGGGAACCACAUGGUGCGCGUUUCAUCACGGCAGUCGCUGCGUUGUGUUCAGAGCCGUUUGGGAUUUCAUGAAUGUAAAAAUAAAACAACAACAACUAAGACAUACUUUGUAAAAAGACGGUAACUUCAUUAAGACUGCAAAAUGUCACAGCUACAAGCGAGGUUCUUCACAGAAAAUAAGAAGUAUGCAGUAGACGAAGUUCCCUUUUCAAUUCCUGCCUCUUCAGAAAUUUUGGAUCUGAGCAAUGUCAUCAACAAACUUUUGGAAGCUAAACAUGAGGAACACAAGCAUGUGGAGUUUGACUUCCUCAUCAAGGGCCAGUUCCUACGGAUGCCCCUUAUCAACCAUAUGGAGGCGGAGAACAUUUCAACGGAAGAUGUGGUUGAGAUUGAGUAUGUGGAAAAGUUCACUGCGCCCCAGCCAGAGGAGUGUAUGAUGCAUGAUGACUGGAUCAGCGCUGUGGAGGCUGAUGGGGAAUGGAUUUUAACCGGCUCCUAUGAUAAAACUGCGCGGAUCUGGUCUUUGGAGGGGAAGGCAGUGAUGACAGUGGCAGGACACACAGAGGUGGUGAAAGAUGUGGCCUGGAUUAAAAGAGAUGGCCUGUCCUCCCUUCUCCUCACGGCCUCCAUGGACCAGACCGUGAUCCUGUGGGAGUGGCAUUCGGAGAGGAACAAGGUGAAGGCCAGGCACUGCUGCAGGGGCCACGCGGGCAGUGUGGAGAGCAUCGCAGUGGACGCCACCAAGACUAAAUUUUGCAGUGGCUCCUGGGAUAAAAUGCUGAAGAUCUGGUCUGCAGUUCCUACUGAAGAGGAGGAUGAAAUUCCUGAGCCACCAGACCGACCACGAAAAAAGCAGAAGACUGAACAGACGGGCUUAACUAGGACACCAUCGAUGACCCUGUCAGGUCACAAUGAGGCCAUCUCGUCUGUCCUCUGGUCUGACACCGAGGAGAUCUGUAGUGCUUCAUGGGAUCACACCAUUAAAGUCUGGGAUGCAGAAACUGGAGGACUAAAAUCUACAUUGACAGGCAGCAAGGUAUUCAACUCUAUAUCGUACACCCCACUAUGCAAGAGACUGGCGUCUGGCAGCGCAGACAGACACAUCCGGCUGUGGGAUCCCCGUUCCAAAGAUGGCUCCCUGGUGCAGCUCUCUCUCACCUCUCACCAUGGCUGGGUUACUGCAGUGAAAUGGUCUCCAACACAUGAACAUCAGCUUGUUUCAGGGUCCUUGGACAAUGUUGUGAAGCUGUGGGACACAAGGAGCUGUAAAGCUCCCCUGUAUGACUUGGCGGCUCAUGAAGACAAGGUUCUCUGUGUGGACUGGACAGAAAGUGGGUUGCUUCUAAGUGGAGGGGCGGACAACAAACUCUACACCUACAAGUAUCAGGCAAGCACCUCAGACGAUGGAGCUUAACACAGCCUUUUCCUUUUGAUACCACCUUUUGGACUUGGACUGCUUUGGUUUUCAAAAUCAAACCCGCUGCCAACCCAGGAGGACCAGAAGACCCAAGAACAUUUUAACUGAGCGACUGAAUGGACCACGUGGGAGAUGUUCUUGAUCAAAUUCUUGUGUGGUUUUACUCUCGGUAUCCUUGAUUUCGUUCGAAGCUUGUACUGUUUAUUGGCUGUUUCACUUCCCUUUCAUUUUGCCAUUUUCAAAUGUGUUGGAAUGUUUCAAAAUGAAUAUAUACAAUCCAGUCGCAAUGCAAAUGCUACAU